GCUGGGGAGCCAGUCCCCUCCUACAAUUGUGCAGGAAGAUGGUGCAAGCGCUGACAGAUCAAACGUCAAUGGUGCACGGACGGAACUCAUAUGGAUAAAACUCGGAGUUGGGGUGGUGGCCAGAAAAGCACAUAACAUGUGAUGUCGCUCAGCCUGAUCUAGAAGCAUGGGGCUGAGGCUAGUUGACAAGCAAGGGCAGCAGAGCCAGAAGAUGGUGAUCUUCGGAGCCAUCUUCCUCCUUAUGACCCUCCUCAUCCUCUAUAGCUCCAACAGUGCCAACGACAUCAGCCCCUUAUACAGUCCCUUCAGGGCGUCCACGCCUCAUCACGCCAUCAAAGUCACCGACCUCAAGAAAUGGGCAGGGAAGGAGGGCUAUGUUGCUGUCUAUGGAAACAAGAAUAUGACCCUGCACUGCCACCACUGUGCUCUGGUGACCAGCUCCAGCCAUGUACUGGGCAGCGGGGCCGGACCGGAAAUCGACCACACCCAGUGCGUGAUCCGCAUGAACGACGCCCCCACCACAGGGUACGAGCGUGACGUGGGCAACCGGACCACUCUCAGAGUGGUGGCCCACUCCAGCGUGUUCAGGGUGGUCAGGCGGCCCACCGAGUUUCUCAACCACACGGAUCAUAAAGCAAACUCUGCGGUCAUAUUCUGGGGACCGCCCACCAAGAUUGGGAGAGAGGCUAAAGGAACGCUGUACCGUCUGAUCCAGAGAGUGAGCAUGACCUACAGUAACCUGUCCAGCUUCACAAUCACGCCCAGCAAGAUGCACAAGUUUGAUACACUCUUUCAGAAAGAGACUGGGCGAGACAGAGCGAAGUCUCAGUCCUGGUUGAGCACUGGCUGGUUCACCAUGGUGAUCGCCAUAGAGAUGUGUGACAAUAUUAAAGUGUACGGGAUGGUUCCACCCAGUCACUGUGGAAGCAUGGCGAAGACUUUUGGGUCGAAACGUUGCACUGUAAAACAGCGAGGGGAGCAUUCGACAGUGUGCGGAAAAAAGCCCCAGCCCAAGAAGAUGCCCUACCACUACUACAAGCCCAGGGGCCCAGAAGAGUGUGUCACCUACCUGCAGAACGAGAAGGGCCGAAAGGGACCCCACCAUCGGUUCAUCACGGAGAAACAGGUGUUCGCACACUGGGCCAAGCAGUAUAAUAUCACCUUCACUCACCCCACAUGGUGAGAUGACUGGUUCCUCUCACAAGGUAUGCCCCCUUCUCUGAAAGGUAGUCAUUUCUCUUGGGAAGUACUGUAGCCCUGUGAUGACUUGAAGGAAAUACAUGGAGUAUUUAUUUCACAUAUGAAGCUGUGGGCUUGGUUUGUAACAAAUAAUAUAAAUUAGAAAUGUGUUUUAUUUUACAAAGCUAGCUACAAAAGUGUACAAUCUAAGUUUUACAGGAGUUAAUACUGUUUUUCUGUGUACAGUAGAAAAUGAAAUUCCAAUGAAAUUCCACACCACAUUCCACACACAAACUGUAACUCCUGGAAACCUUAGAUUUGUAUGCUUUUUUUUAUAGCUAGUUUGGUAAAAUAAAAAACACAUUUCUAAUUAUAGGGCAACUGAUGUUUAAUGUAAAUAUAAACAAACAAAAAAUAUUUUUACAUGUUUCUAAUGUUUGUUUUAAAAAAGUCCUCAAAAGCAAAUGUUAUAAUACAAUAUAAUAUCAACUUUCUCAUACUGAGGGGAGAUUGUAUUAUCCUAGACGUUAAAGGAAUUCAUUUCAGAGACAUAUGCUUAUAGACAGUAUGGCUCAAAUUAAGUGACAUGUUUGUUGCAUUACGUUAUCCAAUCCAACCUUGUGUGGCUUUCACUUAACACAGUAAAAAUACCAACAGAAAACUUUAAGCUUACAUUUAUAGCACUGUAGGUUGGCUCGUGCCAACCCAAUGGAAUCAUAACGUUCCUGUUGAAUGUAGGGGUGUGUGAGAUUAAGGCAUUCACACAACUGUGCUGUACUGGAUGCAGAGUUUGUUUUAUCCUGUCAAACCAUGACACAAACAUUGUCUCGUCAUCUUUGACCCUUUACCUCUGUGACAUCCUGAGGCAUGCAGCUGUUGGAGUCUGAACGAUCCAAAAGAAUGUAUUGCGUUAUUUAUUGUUAGCAUUGUGCUGAUUGACUUGUUAUUCUUCAUGAAUGUUCUGUAAUGUGUGUCUUGAGAACAAAUAACGUUUGAUAAAAGAUGCAUGUACAUGUUUAAAUUCGCAUGGAAUCCUAUACACAGGGGAUAGUAGAAACAUAAGACAAAAGGGUAACAGUGGAUAUAGAUGGAACACACCUACUGACCUGAUACAAAAGACAAGGAGUACCUCCAAGAACAUCUUAUGGUUCUUCACUUGUGCUGUGAUCUUCUAUCCUUGAAUAAAAAAUGCUGAUGGUA
Molecule: messenger RNA, 2379 nt
Organism: Oncorhynchus mykiss (rainbow trout)
Lineage: Eukaryota; Metazoa; Chordata; Actinopteri; Salmoniformes; Salmonidae
Product: alpha-N-acetylgalactosaminide alpha-2,6-sialyltransferase 6
Biological process (GO): ganglioside biosynthetic process; oligosaccharide metabolic process
Molecular function (GO): alpha-N-acetylgalactosaminide alpha-2,6-sialyltransferase activity
Source: RefSeq, a predicted model, not a curated record